Lates calcarifer (barramundi perch) is the source of this 5740-nucleotide messenger RNA. RefSeq names its product macrophage mannose receptor 1-like. The transcript has 3 exons. Lineage: Eukaryota; Metazoa; Chordata; Actinopteri; Centropomidae. The record is from RefSeq and is a predicted model, not a curated record. Bases 3646 to 4743 code for a protein of 365 amino acids.
ACGUGAACCUCUAAUACUAAGGGUAUAAGACUACUCUUGUUUUUUUAUAGCACUAAUCUGCUGAAAUAUUAAUAUAAAUACUAUACUACUAAGCACACAGGAGGAUAGAUAGUCAGGAGAGAAAUGUCAUACUGAAGAAGACAGGAAUUUAUGGAUUGUGUCCCAAAUCUCUCUGUUUGGUUCUGUUACCACAUCUAUUAUUCUUCUUAAAAACUAGCCUGUUAAACAAACCAGAAUAUGUUUUAUAUUUCAGAUUCUUCAAAGCCUUUUGUUUUGCACACUCUUGGCAUUCUCUCAGUCAGCUUCAUGAGGUAGUCACCUGGUAUAGUUUCCAACAGUCUUGAAGGAGUCCCCAGUGGUGCUGAGCACUUGUUUGCUUUGCCUUCACUCUGUGGUCCAACUCAUCCCAAACCAUCUCAUGUGGGUUAAGGUCAGGUGACUGUGGAGGCCAGGUCAUCUAUGCAUCACCCUCCUUCUUGAUCAAAUAGCUCUUACAUAGCAUGGAGGUGUGUUUAGGGUCAUUGUAGUGUUGAAAAACAAAUGAAGCACUAAGUGCCACCAGAUGGGAUGGCAUGUUGCUGCAGAAUGCUGUGGUAGCCAUGCUGGUUAAGUAUGCCUUGAAUUUUGAAUAAAUCACCAACGGUGUCACCAGCAAAGCACCUCCACAUCGUCACACCUUCUCCUCCAUGCUUCUUGGUGGGAACCACACAUGUAGAAACCAUCUGCUCACCUUUUAUGUAUCUCACAAAGACAUGGCAAGUGGAACCAAAAAUCUCAAAUUUGGACUCAUCAGACCAAAGUACAGAUUUCCACUGGUCUAAUGUCCAUUCCUUGUCCUCUCUUCUUCUUGUUCUUCCUCAGUGGCUUCUUUUCUAGCAGUUCGAUCUUGAAAGCCUGAUUCACACAUUCUUAUGAAUAGUUGAUGUUGAGAUGUGUUGAGAUGUGAAACAUUUAUGUGGGCUCUAAUCUGAGGUGCUGUUAAUUUACAGUUUCUGAGGCCAGUAACUCCAAUGAGCUUGACCUCUGCAGCAGAGGUAACUCUUGGUCUUCCUUUCCGAAGGCGGUCCUCAUGAGAGCCAAUUUCAUCAUCAUCAUUUUUGCAACUGCACUUGAGGAUAUAUUCAAAGUUCUUUAAAUAUUCUAAAUUAAUAAUAUUUAAUAUUCUAAAUAUUAAAUAUUAUAAUGUUUAUAUAUGAAACAUAUUGUGGUUUGUUUAGCACUUUUUUGUUUACUUCAUAAUUCCACAUGUGUUCCUUCACAGUUCUGGUAUAAAUCUUCAAUAUUAAUCUACAGUGUAUUUGUGUGUCCUAAUAUAUGUUUCCCAUUGGCCUCUACCUUCUGUGGCCUAAAUGCUCCCUUUUUGUUGCAGUGCCACCUACUGUUUUAUUGAACAUACCGCAAGAGGAAAAAUAUAAGAUUAAGAUAGACUUUAUUUAUCCCACUUGCAGGAAAUUCACAUGUUACAGCAGCAAGAAACAAGGCUGACCAAAAUAGGAAAAUAGAAAAAUAAAAAUAUAUAUAGAAAGGCACAGAAGUAACAAAGUGACAAAGUUAAAGUGCAGCAAUUAGCAUUUGGAAAAAAACAAGUAUAUUACAUAGGUCUCUGUUAUAAUGGGCAAAAGUUUGAACACGUUUUAAAGGGAAAUGCAUAUACUGCUAGUCUUAGCUUAAGAGAUACCCAGUCACUGGAACUGAGACAAGAUGUCAGCCUAUGAUUAUCUGGAGUGUUGUAGAAAACAAUGAUAGUGUUACUAAAAUGCAACACACAGCAUCAAUGGGUAGCAUUGAAAUAAUUCAGAAUAAUUCAGAAUAAACUGCAUAUCUUUUACAUGUUUCUUUAAGAAAAACUACAUAAGCAAGGUAAAAUCAAUACUGGUGACAAUUAAUUAUUUUUAUAUGCCCUGUGUUAAGUCUAGCAUAUAUAAUGUAAUGUGAAUAUAAUAUACUUUUAACUAAGAUUUUUGAAGUGGGUGGCAUGGUUGUGCAGUGGUUAGCACUGUCACCUCACAGCAAGAAGGUUCCUCUCACAGUCCAAAGACAUGCACAUUAGGUAAAUUGGUGACUCUAAAUUGCCCAUAGGCAUGAAUGUGAGUGUGAGUGGUUGUUUGUCUAUAUGUGUUGGCCCUGCGAUUGACUGGCGAUCUGCCCAGGGUGUACACCGCCUCUAUUAAAAAAUAGACACAUGGUCAUCAUCAUUGCUUGAAGAUUCAAAUCCAGUUAUUUGCCUGAGGCCUUGUUUCCCCGUCCAAGCACGGACACUGGAUAGUUUUGAAUGAAGAAGAUUUGAAUUAAUCCCUCAGAGGCAAAGGAACAGAGCUUUUCACUCCAUCACACAUGACAGGAUUUGGGUCCACUUUGUUUUUUUCAAUCUUUUUUUCCAACUUGUUUUCCUCAUCAUUUGUUUUAAGUGCAUGUGCCGACAUAUUAAGUGAACUGAACCCAAGCUAACACUGGGUUUUUUGUUUAUAUUUAACUACUAAGAGUAAAUUAGAUCCACUGGUUUCUGGUCUUCCCUUGUACAAACAUUUUGUGAAAAGAAGAGAUCAAACAGGUGUGUUCAUUCAAAUACUUUGGACUUAGACCUAGGUUGUAUGGAGUAAAUUCAGAGAUCAUAUUGAUGUUUUACAAUGCUGUGCUGGCAAGUAUUAUUAGGUAUGGCUUGGUAUUGUGGUAUGGCAUCCUCACAGUUCAGCUAAAAGCAAAAAUCACAAACAUGAUCAAAAUCAUAAAAAAGAAUACCCAUCCCUUCUGAGCACUUAUGAAUUAGUGGGCAUCAGACAGACACACAGGAUUCUGAAAGAACCAACACAUAUUUUACACUAAGUAUCUAAUAUCUAUUGUAAUAUCUACCUUCAGGGAAACAUUUAUAGAAUGAAAGCUUUCUUUUGUCCCCAUAUCCAUAGAACUAUUCAACAAACAGCCAGCUCAGUUCUUGUAGCUGUAGAGCCACGCAGUCUACAACACUGAAGUUCAACAUAUGUCUUAAUUAAUCAAUUACUAUUCUUUAUGACCUACUUAACCUUAAACUGUUGGUGUAAGUUUUUACUUCUUCAUAUUAAGAAUGUGCAAUUACUCCAUUGUUAGGUAGGUGCAAUCUAACAUCAUAAGAGGUGUCAUCUCCCUGCUCUUCAAGUUUUAGGGUAAGUGCAAUUAUUUUAUUAUAAGGCAGGUGGAAUCUCUCUCACUGUAGGGAGGCAACUCAUUGUUGUUUUUAUUAUUUAAACAACACGGAGGAGCAAUUCUCCUUUGUGCAAUCUCUGCUGUGUCCAAGGGGUCGAGACAUUUUACUGUACUCAAGGUACAAAUGUGUUUUAAUCAUGAGAGACAUCAUGAAAGAAAAAGACAAAGGUAUGAACUGUUUGGAAAUGGUGGACAUGUUCUGUCAUCAUCUGCAGCUAAUAUAGUGAUGAUAGUUUUAAGUGACUACAAUGAUAGAGGCUGAUAUAUCAUUAUAAUGAAAUCAAAAAUUGCUGGCAUGACUAGCUUUAUCUGGACUGUAACAGCAGGUGUGGAAAGGUGUUACUGGUCAGCUGGAUCUGGUGAGGUGUGGCUAGGUGGGAGUGACCAGGUAUGCAGUUCUUAUGAGAGCAGAGUGACAGCUGCAAAUGGACACAUCAUUGAUUUGACGUGAACACAGGACCAGUCAUGGGGAACAAGAGCAGCCCUGAGCUCACACUCUCCUUCCUACUCAUCACUGCUCUUUGCUUAGAGGCAGUUCACAUACGAAGUAGGCCUUACAAGUCAAUAGAUAAGAUGAACUGGACAGAGGCGAGACUGUACUGUCAGAGCCACUACGUUGACUUAGCUACUUGGAAUACAGUGAAGAAAGGUGCACUGGCUGAGUAUUUCACUGAACAUGGCGUCAGCCAAGUGUGGAUUGGCCUACAUAGAGAUCCUGAGAAAGAUUCAGUCUGGAAGUGGAUAAAUAUAAAAACUGGAGAAGGAGUUUCAGGAGACGACCUCUCACAUAGCAGUGACUGGGCCGAUAAACAUCCGAAGAGUCACUGUGCAGUUAUAGGAGAUGAUCAAAUGUGGCACAGUACUCACUGUUCAAAGAAAAAUUAUGUUUACUGUUCAGAAGGGGACCGUAUUACUUAUCACAAAGUUGAUCUUACCUGGUACGGGGCCUCUCAGUACUGUCAGGAUAUGAAUGGUAACCUCACCACAAUCACUAAAACAAUCACAAGUUAUUUUGAGUCUAGUGGCUGGAUUGGACUUUACCGACAGGCUGGUCACACCUGGAGCUGGAUCGGCAAUUUGUCAUUUAAUUACAGUGACUGGGCACCAGGAGAGCCAGUCACUGAAGACUGUGGCUUAUUUGAUCCAGUUACUGAAGAGUGGUACAGCACAGCGUGCUCCGAAGAGCUUCAACCUCUCUGCUUUAAAGACAACCUGAUGGUGGUGAAUGAGAACAAGACAUGGGAGGAGGCCCUGAGUUACUGCAGGAACAUGACAACAUCAGACUUCAACUAUGACAUCCUGAGCCCACAUUACAGCGACUACAGCUAUCUGAGAGAGAGGAUUUACAGCAGAGCCACAACUGAUGAGGUUUGGAUUGGCCUGCGUUUCCUGGGAGGGAAGUGGUGGUUGGUGAGUGGAGAGGAGCUCAACCAGGAGAUGCUACCAGAGUGUCCGUCCCAGUGGAACCACUGUGGGACCCUGUCCAAACAUGACACAAACAACUGGAUCACCGGGGACUGCUCAGAGAGAAGAAACUUCAUCUGCUAUAGAGAAAGUGUAUAAACUUUAAAAAGGGGUGGGGAGGAUCAUACAGGGGAUGAUCAAAGAGGGAAAGAUAAUGAUCGAAGCUUUUCAGUGCUCUAUCAUUAAUGCCUGUUUGGUCUGUAAGUUAACAGACUGACCUUUCUGUAAUAUAGGGUCAAGUUCUAUGCUCAUAUUAUUUAUUGAUCAUAUUUGUUGUAAUCAUAAUGUUUUCUUGGUCACAAAAAUUAUAGAUUAUAAAUAGAAUAUACAACAUGGUUCUCUGUGACCAUUUCUUCAAAUGUGCUCUGUGAAACACUUAGUUUCAAAUUUCUAGGCAGAUUAUUCCACUGCUGCACUGUAAAGAAAUGUAUUUUUGCCCAUUAGGAUAUUGACUUAAAAGGUAUGAAAUUAGUGGAGCUCCUUUUGAUGUUAUGCUUAAAGUAAAUGAUUCUUUUUUCCACUGUUUUUUUUUUUCCACUGUCAACCUUUUUGAAAUGUGCAGUGUCUAAAUGUGUUAGUGGACCUUUAAUAUAACCCUGAUCAACUUAUUUUGAGCCUUUUGUGUUGUGAUAAUCCAGUGAACCAGGAGAUGGCAGCAUGAUCAAAAUGACUUUGAACCAGAGCUCCAUGAAACAUUGUCUAUAACAGUUAAUGACAGUCUAUUAAAGUACAGCUGAUGUUCAGAAGAUAUGAAUAUGUAAAAUCAAGAAUUUUAUUAGAAUAUAAAAUGAAUACAACAACAGUAUAUGUUUUAAAUAGCAGUGAAAUAAUUAACCAAACAAUCAGUUAAUGAGUCCUAGAAAAUCAACCAACAACAAGUUUGAUAAUCGAUUCAUCAGUUAAGCCAAUGAACAAACUUGACUAAGAAGAUUCAAAUCCAGUCAUUUGCCUGAAGCCUGAUUUCCCCAUCCAAGCAUGGAGACUGGACAGUUUUGAAUGUAGAAGAUUUGAAUUCAAAGGACCAGAGGCUUUCACUGCAUCACACACAGCUGGAUUUGGGUCCACUUUGUUUUCUUACCCCCCCCCCCCCCCUUUU